AUGGAGGAAAGGGAUCGGCUGGAGGAGGAGAAUGAGCGGAUUGAGGAGGAGCUUGCGGAGCGGAAGAAGAAGGGGGAUAAGGAAGACGGGGAGGAGCAGGAGGGGAAGAUUCUGUCGGAUGAGGAGAUUGAGGAGCGGUGUGAGGCUUUGAGGGAGAGGUUGGUGAAGGAGAUGGAGGAGGAAGAGGAGAGGAAGGGUAAGGAGGGGGAGCGGAGGGGUGGUCGGUCUGCGCGGGAUUUGCCGCCCAGGGAUAGGAGACAGUUUAAGGCGUAUCAGGUUCAUGAGCUUGCUGAGGCGAAGAUUGAGGAGAGUGAGCGGUUACGGAAGGCGUUGGGGAUUAAGGAGGAUAAGGAGACAGGAGAAAUUUCGAGUGGGCGUCGGGAUUGGGAGGAGAAAAAGCGGGAGAGGGAGCGGGAUCGUCCUUGA
Aspergillus oryzae RIB40 is the source of this 426-nucleotide messenger RNA. RefSeq names its product U2-type spliceosomal complex subunit CWC21 (gene cwc21). Bases 1 to 426 code for a protein of 141 amino acids. NCBI's taxonomy places the organism in Eukaryota, Fungi, Ascomycota, Eurotiomycetes, Eurotiales, Aspergillaceae. The record is from RefSeq and is a predicted model, not a curated record. The transcript has a single exon.